AUGUGUGACGAGAAGAAGGAGAAGAAGAAGAAAGAGACUGGUUUGGGGCUGUCUGUAAAAAAGGAUGAAAAUUUCGGAGAGUGGUACUCACAGGUAGUUGUCAAUGGCGAGUUGAUUAACUACGACGGCAAAAUCGCUGGCUGUUAUGUUUUGCGUCCAUCUGCAGUUAGUGUAUGGCGAACCAUGAAAGAUUUCUUCGAGGCCGAGAUCGAGAAGAUGGAAGUCGAAGAGUACAAGUUCCCUAUGUUUAUAUCAGACAGCAACCUGCAAAAGGAGAAGGACCACCUCCAGGACUUUGCGCCCGAGGAAGGCCAUACUGCUUUUGCAACCAAGGAGGAAGCAGAUGCAGAGGUCCUUCAGAUAUUGGAGCUGUACAGAAGGAUUUAUGAAGAGUUUCUGGCAGUCCCCGUAGUAAAGGGACAGAAAACUGAGAAGGAGACGUUUCCUGGUGCGGAUUACACAACCAGCAUCGAGGCGUUCAUCCCUGAAGCUGGACGUGGCAUCCAAGGCGCGACGUCCCAUUCAUUAGGGCACAACUUUGCCAAACCUGAAAUGUUCGACAUCAAGUUUCAAGAUGCAAAGGGAGAGACGAAAAUGGUGUGGCAGAACUCGUGGGGUUACAGUAUAAGGACGAUCGGAGUGAUGGUAAUGGUUCAUGGAGACGACAAAGGAUUGGUCAUCCCGCCUAGGGUGGCAAAGUACAAAGCUGUAGUGGUUCCUGUGCCUUCCAAGGAUGCAGCCGAUGUUCGAGGGAUAUUUGAUGCUUGUGCUGCAACUGCCAAGGCUUUGGAAAAUGCUGGUGUUAAGCGUGUUAAGAUUGACCUCAAAGAUAACUAUUCACCUGGGUGGAAGUACUCUCGCUAUGAAUUAUUGGGUGUUCCUCUUAGGAUCGAGAUCGGACGAAACGAACUCGCUAAACAACAGGUUUGUUGUGUUCGUCGUGACAACAAUUCAAAGUCAUAUGUAAAGAGAGACGAGGGUUUGGCGGAGGAAGUGAAGAAAUUGCUGGAUGACAUUCAGCAAAGCAUGUUUGAUGCUGCUAAGAAGAAGAGAGACGCUUGUGUUCAGGUUGUGAAGACGUGGGAUGAAUUCAAAGCUGCACUAGCCCAGAAGAAGAUGAUCUUAGCUCCUUGGUGCGACGAGGAGGAAGUGGAGAAAGAGAUAAAAGAGCGAAUAAAGGAUGAAGAGGGAGGAACUGUCAAGAGCCUUUGCACUCCAUUUGAGCAGCCAGAACUCCAUGAAGGGACUCUAUGCUUUGCCACAGGGAAGCCAGCGAAGAAGUGGACCUACUGGGGCAGGAGUUUCUAG
Linum tenue is the source of this 1308-nucleotide messenger RNA. The record is from the annotation of a GenBank genome assembly. Lineage: Eukaryota; Viridiplantae; Streptophyta; Magnoliopsida; Malpighiales; Linaceae.